GAGACUCGUCCGCGGCUCAUCAUUCGCUUUUCCUUAUUCGAACUCCUCAGUUGUGCUUGUAUCAGGUCACAGCAGACCACUCCAACCGCGCCGGUGUACCUCGUCAUAUUCCUUUCUUCGUCUGCAUCCCAUCCGCCUAGCCAAUGUCGGGCGGAGCGGGCGGCGGCGGCGGCUCCUCUGAGGAUCGUGGAGCUGGGGUCACCGGUGGCGGUCAGGAUAACCGUCCCUCCGCAGCCAGCACCGCCUCUCAGCCGUCACCUCUGGACGGAGCUUUCCUCCUCCAGCUGCUGCGGAAGCCCCUUCAGGCCCAGCCACCGCCGGCCGCGGCGCCUCUUCCCCACGAGCUUCACCAGGCCCACCGCGAUCCCGUGGUGCCCAGCUUCCUCUUUCCUCCCCACAAGGUCAUCGCUCCUCCGAAGGCGGCGGCCGAUCACUUCCCUACUCCUCCCAAGUCUGCAGACUCUCCGGCACUGCCCGGUAUUAUUCGUCCGGUAGCCGAUCACCGGAGAUUCCCGGGGGAUCCUGAGCCUCCGGAGGGAGAUGGGUUUCCGGCCAGUCGGAAAGCUGGCUAUUUUCCGAACGGUCGGUAUUCUGGUUCUUGGCGUCGAGGGGACAGGAGUGAGGAGAAUAGCCGGCCGGGGUUUCGGAAGGCCAUGCGUGGUGGUGGUGCUGGAAUUGGUGGCAGGAUCCCGAGCCGACGCGAAGGUGAUGCUGGUUUUGCUGAAUCUGGUCGCAGGGAGAAGGGGUACAUGGUGAGGCCACAUGGCUCUUUCCAGUGGAACCGUUCUCACAAUGAAAAGGGAAGGGGUGGGAUGAUGGAGGAGAGGCGGCCACCGGCUGUGGCACAGCGAAGAAAGAUGAAAGAGGAGUGGGUUCCUGUGAAUGGGAGGCAAGACGGGAAUAAUAAAUCUGAAACAGCUGAAGAUAGCAAAAAAGGAGGAAAAGAAUUGUGCAGUCCUGGAAUUCGAAGCGAUGAUCAGCUUGCAUUGAAGACUUCCACCAAUCAGGUUGAUCAGAAUGAAUGUACUAUUGGAAACGUCGAUGGGCUUUCCGAGUUGGGAUCGGAUACUCAUGAGUAUUUGCCAUGUGAGGUUUUGGAGGGGGGAAACUUGUCUGUAGAAGGAGUUGCAGAGCAGGACGGAAUGGAUGGUUUUGACUCUAAGAAUGAUACUCUGGGAGAAGAAGAUGUCCUAGCUGAUCUAGUAAUGGAUUCUUUGAUGGUUCUGGAUGAUCCUACUCGUAGGAGUGUGGUGAGAAAGUCCAAUGCUUCACGAGUCAAGGAACUCAGGUCAGAUCGUAGAGGACAGCAUGUAUCAAGCCUGAAAAUGAGAAUCUGUCAAAGAUACAGAGAAUGUCGUGAUGACAUUGACACUUUGACACCUUGCUUCCUUUCUGUCUAUGAAUCCCUAAUACCUGUAGAAGAGGAAAAGGCAAAGCAAAAUAAAUUAUUACAGUUGCUACAAAAAUCAAUUAAUAAAGAAUGGCCUAAUGCUCAGCUGCAUCUUUAUGGAUCAUGUGCUAAUACAUUUGGCUUCUCAAAUAGCGAUGUUGAUAUCUGCCUUGCAAUUGACGAUAGCAACAUGAGUAGGAAUGAGAUGUUGUUAAAAUUGGCAGAAAUUUUGCAGUCAGAUAAUCUUCAAAAUGUGCAGGCCCUAACUAAUGCUAGGGUUCCUAUUGUAAAGAUGAUGGACCCCAAAACUGGAAUUUCUUGUGACAUAUGCAUUAAUAAUCUUUUUGCCGUGGUUAACACAAAGCUCCUUAAGGAUUAUGCCCAGAUAGAUGACAGGUUACACCAAUUGGCAUUUAUUGUGAAACACUGGGCUAGGUCACGAGCAAUUAAUGCAACAUAUCAGGGCACCCUUUCUAGUUAUGCGUAUGUGCUCAUGUGCAUUCACUUCUUACAGCUGCGAAAACCUGCCAUUCUUCCUUGUUUACAGGAAAUGGAAGCAACUUAUGUCCUCGCUGUAGAUGAUACUGAAUGUGCUUAUUUUGAUCAAGUUGAGAAACUCAAAAAUUUUGGUGCUCAGAAUAAGGAAGGUAUUGCACAAUUGCUUUGGGCAUUCUUUCAUCAUUGGGCUUAUCAUCAUGAUUAUACAAGUGAUGUAAUAUCUGUUCGCACUGGAAGCAUCAUUAGCUUUUUUGACAGCAAGCAGUUGAAGGACUGGACAAGGCGAAUUGGAAAUGAUCGUCAUCUUAUAUGCAUUGAGGAUCCCUUUGAAACCUCACAUGAUCUUGGCCGUAUAGUUGACAAGCACAGCAUUAAAAUUCUGAGAGAGGAAUUCGAGCGGGCUGCAGAUAUACUACAAUAUGAUCCCAACCCAAGUGUAACUCUUUUCGAGCCUUACAUACCAAGUCCAAUGCAAAAUUGAUCAGAAGCUGGAGACAUUUUGGACGAGUUUUUGCCCUAACAUUUGGUUGCCUCCUUGCCAUUCCUUUUCUAUACUCUUCUGUUUGUGUGAGGAGCAAAUCUUCAGUCUUUUUUGUGCUUAUAAUGUAUUUACAUUGCCCUGCUUAGUGGGCCAAUGUAAAGUGAGGUAUCAUUUAUCCAAGUGACUGGGUACUUGACUAUCAGAAACAAAAACAUGUUAGGCUUGAUUUUUGGAACUCAGAACAAAGUUCAAGUCCCAUGCUUAGAAAAGAAGUUCAAUCCCUGGCUAUGACAA
Messenger RNA from Phoenix dactylifera (date palm), 2663 nucleotides. Its product is annotated as Nucleotidyltransferase family protein. The record is from RefSeq and is a predicted model, not a curated record. Gene Ontology annotation, molecular function: RNA uridylyltransferase activity. NCBI's taxonomy places the organism in Eukaryota, Viridiplantae, Streptophyta, Magnoliopsida, Arecales, Arecaceae.